Molecule: messenger RNA, 7809 nt
Organism: Pocillopora meandrina
Lineage: Eukaryota; Metazoa; Cnidaria; Anthozoa; Scleractinia; Pocilloporidae
Source: the annotation of a GenBank genome assembly
CACAAAACUGACCCAUCCGAAUUAAGGAAAUACGCAAUCUAUUCUCUUUUUGUCAUCAUUACUUCAUUUUUUUCUGAGCAAUGAUUGGCAGAACUGAACUUAUUUAUCACUAUAGUUUAUUUCCAACUCGCCAAACAAAUGAUAAGAACUAGAAGAGAAGGCCUGGGAAGCAGUAAGUUAAAAAUACUUUGCCUUUACAUGACGUACUAACUUGAGCAGACAUCUUCGAAGAUUAACUGGAAGAUAAGGAAAGGAAAUUAUUAAUAGUUGGAAUUGACCUCUUUCUAGAACCGAAUUUUGGUGCUACUUGUAUUGAGAAGUAUUUAAGCUUCGACUGGUGGAGCAGGUUUUGAUAUGGACGCCGACAAAUACACGAACGACGUAAGUACAACUUAAUACUUGCACGUGCCAAUGUCAACUGCAAAAGCAUGCUUUCCAUACAUUCGGACUGUCUUUCUUUUUAUAAUAGAAUUACCCCAAAAACGUCAAAUGUCGAAUACAAUAAAGAAUAGCCGUAGCACAAUACACAGGAUACGAGAAAAGUUCGAAUUGCAAAUUGUAAUUUUUCUGGUCUUUGAGUGGGUAACACGCUUGAAAUGCAUUUUCUUCAAGGAAUAUUCUACUUGUUCAUGUGUAUUUAUUACCAUGCUCUAUCCAUAUAAGAUGUAAGAUAGCUUCCCAGAGCUGGUAAAAUUUCCGCACAGCCCCAUACUACAUUAUGCAUUCAGUUCUUGGAUUGAGAAAACAAUGACAAAAACAAUAGAUUGCCAUUGGGAAAACAGAUUUGUUUUACAAUAGUAUGGGGCUGUGCGGAAAUUUUACCCCAGAGCUCUCAGGCAGCGAUUCAUACACAUAAUUAUGAAGAUCAAACCCAGUUAUUGAAUGAUUUUAAUCAUCCAAUGAUUAACUGAAAAUUGAAUUAAUGAACUUAAUUAUCAAGAAAUAAUCACGAUUUAACCUUCUCACUUCCAAGGCCUAUUUGUUACAAUGUUAAUUUGGAGAAUUUGGUAUUGGAUCAAUUAAUAAUCCCCUUAUUGAUUGAUAGUUUUCUUUAUUCUCAUUUCUUGUCUGCAUAAUAUUGUAUUGAUAUUGUAAGGAGAUAUUCUGUCUUAGUUGCUCAUGAGAGGUAAAGGUUUAAUUGUGUCUUGUAUGUCAAUCAUAUACCUCAACACUUUGUCAGAGUAUUUAUCUACUUGGUACUGAUAAACAUGAUAUUUUGCUGACCUGCAUACAGUUUUCAUUACCUCUGAUAAUCAAUAUCCAUUUAAUGGAUGAGAAUGUUGUGACCUCUUAAUAGUUCUAUACUCAUAAAAUCCUUAAUCAUUCUCACUCUAAACCUGUAGUUAUUUAGUUCAUUAAGCAAUCACUGGAUGGAUCAUAUUGUGUUCAACAAACCCCAGGAAAUGGAAUUUUUCACCUUAUAAUUUGUCGUUUUUUUUCUGUAAGCUUAGAUAUAUUUGUAAGGUGCUAACAAAGAGAAUUUCCUAAACAAUAAAUGGCUUCUUUAGCUGGUGAUCCAGGAUGACCAUUUUCUUUUUUUUUCAGUAGGCCAUUUUACAGUUAUGUACUUGGUUGCUAAGCCUUUGAUUUAGAGUGAAGCUGAAGGUGACCUUGUUGUGAUAGAGACCAGUAUUUAGUGAGCAUGAUAACAAAGCAAUUUACAUUUGAAAAGCAGCAACAUUUGUAACAUAACAAGGUCACCGUCAGCCUCACUCCUGUUUAAAGGCUUGGCAACAAAGUAUGCAACUGUAAAGUGGACUGUUAAGACAACCAUCAUAAUAUUUUAUGGGAAGUCUUAUUUUAAAAUUCUCUUGCAGGCUCAAACAGAGAUGCUCUGGGCCAUUAAGGCUCAUCACCAUGCUGAAACAUACUUCAAGGUGAGUGGUUUUACAGUUUAGGAAGUUUGUUUAAGUGCCGAUUUUUUUGUUAAACAGCCACUUAGUCAUGUAUUGUACCUUUUCAAAGGAUAGUUAAAGUUAACAUGGUGAUUUUUUAUCAAAUUAAAUUCAAAUAUUGGGUUUAUUUAUUUAUUUUCUGUCAAAGAAUGCUUUCAUAUUUUGGUAUCAGUAGCCUGGUCAUGUGGGAUAAAGGAGAUUUCUAACACUAUAAAAUCAGAACCCUAAAAACAAUAGAAAAUGAUGAAUGAGUUUAAUAAAAGUCCCUCUCAGGACUUAAUGCACCCUCGCAUGGGUGAUCAGAUUUCAGAAUCAAAUGUUACUCCCAAACUCCAAACCAUUUACUGUAGAAUUACUGUAGAAUUAAGAUUAUAGUGAGCACAUUUCAUGCUUCUAUUAUCAUUGGUUUCAUUGUUAUUUUUGGAUAGGGACAGGCAUUCACUCAUGGUCAGUCAUGAAGUAAUUUUGUCAGAAACUAUUUCCCCUUGUCUGUAAGAUUUAUUCUGGAGUUAAAAUAAAAUGGGCGUAAAAUAGAAAGUGCUAUGAUGAGCGCAAUUUUCUCUUGUUCUGAUAGUAACUUUCUAGUAAUUUUUGUGUGUUGUUUCAGCUCAUUUCCCAAGUAGAUGCCUCAAGACUUCGUUUAACAAAGUAAGUUGAUUACAGCUGAAAAAAGGGAAACAUUUCAGAAAGGAUGAUCAGUUGUAUUUCAUCUGCAGGUUAAUAUGAUUUAUUUCAUAUAACAGAGAUAAGUUUCUUUUGUAGAAGCAACGUACCUAGUACUUAACUUGCCUCUCUCCUAAUUUUGUCUUUGUUACUCAGUUGGUAGUAGCACCUAACUAUUAUCUGGAAGGCACAGGUUCCAAUACCAUCAAAGACUGAAUUUUUGCAAGCUUCUUUUCAGCAAUUUCUUUGAUUACAGGACACUUGUGAGAAUCAGUUCUGUUAUAAACCAUUUUCAAAACCAAGCAUGUUACGCAUUGUUUUGAAUAUGAACUUGAAUAUGAGGAAAAAAUUAUUAUUCAUGAAAACUUUUUUCUUUUAUUCAAGCUCACAUUAAACAAGACUCAAGAGCUGAUAGAAUGUCACAUAUAUUUACCAUAAACUGCUGCCCAUAAGCCCCCCAGAAACAGAAAAUUUGAAAAAUUAUUGCAGAACAACCAAUUUAUUACUUCUUUUAAUUAUCACAGAUGAAUAUAGAAGGAAAAUUCUGAACUUCUGUUUUCUUAUGUUCCAGUUUCUGUUUGUGUUGUUACUUAAUUUAUUUCUGUUCGAAAUGUAUGGCAAUGAAUUUUAUUUAUAAUAAUUUUUUGAUGCUUGAUUAAACACCUGCAAAAGCAAAACCUUUUUUCUAUCAGUACUUUCUCAAUUUCAGUGUUAAGCCCCUUAACAUUUAACAUUCCUCUCAGUUUCUAAGCCAACCUUAAACCCCUUCACAAAGUUGCAGGGCUUGUAAGCAGCAGUUCAAUGUACCCUACUUUGUACCAAAAUGCAAUUUCUCUCAGCUACUGGUUUUUGAGAGAGGAUCAGGAUCAAAUACAGUUAAGCAGUAAAUAUGGCUUUAAAUAAGCAAGGAAGUAUUAAACAUAUUUGACAGAGCAUGCUCCAUGCAUGUACUACUAUAUCUACAAAGCUGUCUUUUCCCCUUUUGAUUUUACCAAUCAACUGGGGUCUUGUUGCAGGUAUGAUGACGACAUAUACAGGCAGUUUAAACGCUAUUUCAAGAUGCUUAAGGUACAGUUAACAAGUUAACAAAUUGAUUACACUGUGUAGAUGCUGGGUUACAGGGAUUCCUUGUGUAUUACACUGUUCCUGUUGGUAAUAGGAGACAAUAGAUGCAGGCAAGGAAUAGGUCUUGUGUAUUACUGCUUUGUCUCUUCUGUUAUGGGAGUGUUACUCUGACUUUUGGCAAGCACCUACCACACAGGCUUCAUAUCAACUAACCUUCAUAUUGUGUAGUUGGGAAACAUUGUUUUAAUUUACUUUCCAAGUUCAGUGUGAAUCUAGUAAUUUAUAGGAUGAGUUAAAUGCUCAUUAGGAUCAUAGUUAGGUUAAGUAAUGUCUUCAAAAGGCAAAAUCCAUGAUGAAACCAUAGGUCCUACGGUUUAGGUUGGGAGCUCUCUCUAACUGACUGUAAUUAUACUACUAUUUUGUGUGUGUGUUUGUACACUCUGACUGGAUAUGUAGAUGGAAAGUGUCCAUUGGUUAUUCAGUUCAAAGUGAUUCAAAAAGUAACUCAACUUUUAACUCCCAAGAUCUGAUUGUUAAUUCUACCCUCUAGCUGCUACAUAUUUCCAUUUAAAUUAGUUGUAAGAAUUUGGUGUUCAAUCAAAGUAAUAUCUUGUACCUGAUGAGUUUGAGUAUUCUCACUACCUGUUUGCUGGAUAAUGUAUGGAUAUUAUAGGGAGAAGUUACAUGUUAAUCACUUCAGGGAGUUAAAUGGUUAAUUUUUAUGCAUAGUCAGGUGCGAGAUAUCUAAGAAAACCAUAAAAGAAGAAAUCUGUUGGGUUUUGUAAUCAUUCACCUUCACUAACUGUGUUUUGAAUUGGAAAAAGGGAAAUGGAAAUUAAACUGUCAUGUAUAUCAUUGUGCAAGCAGUUUAGAAUUAUUGUGAAGAAGUUAUUUUACUACCAUUACAAAAUAGGCCAGAACUGAUCUUUUUAUCAUUAUCUGAUGAUUAAUGGUGAUACCCUUUAAAACUUAAAAAUUGUCGAAGGUAAAAUGUCUACAUAUCAUAUGAAUGCAGUAUUUAGCAAAUAUGUGGUGAGAAAUGACAAAUUUAUCAUAUGGAGGUUGUCAUCUGCCCUACCACCAAUUUCCUACGACUAAUUUACAAUGCAAUGUAUGGAAGUUAUUAGGGAGAAUAUCUUGUUAGAUCAAGGGAGUUAAAAGGUUGACUUUACACAUUGUCUUACUGUGGUUAGGUGGAUGUGAUCAAAAUAGAUGACCUGAAAUCUGAAGCAGCCAAAGUGGUAGGUGUACCAGUUUUGUCUCUGCUGAGAGAUAAUUACACUUUAUCCUGUUUAUUACCCAUUUCUCUCUAUGAAGCAUAAUUCAGUGAGAGUAUGGAGGAAAUGACACCCCAAAACUUCAUUCUUCAUUGUAAGGUUUUUGUCUCAAGUGAUCAAAUUAAAUUGAUGUUGUGUUAUAAGGAAAAGUUUUUUAACAGGCUUACUUGUAUGUGAGUUGAUCAAACAAUUAGGCUCAAAGUGAAUCUAACUGUGUAUCCAGUGGUGAUGUUAGUUUCCUUGAUUGAGAGCAUCAGAUAGACAAAAGCCUCCACUCAGUAGAUAGGUAGAUUUACUCUCUUCUGAAGUGUUUUUGUCCCUCUUGUAAACAAUGGUCAGGUAGGUUAAGUCUGUACUCAAGUAAAGUAGCCCAUCUAAUUGAAGCUUAUUCCAGUUAUUGCAAAUGCCUGUCAAGGAAUUUCAAUGAAAUUGUUCCUUUUUUGACAAAUUUUGGACCAAAACAAAAUUUGUGCCACAUUUGGCAAAUUUUUGAGGCAGCCAUUGUUUGAAUUCAUCUGAAAUUUUGCAGAUCAAUUCACUAGAAACGUUAAUGAAUCUUGAAAUUUUUAGGGAAAGUUUCUUCCAAGGAGUAUUACACCCCCCUUCCCCUGGAUUGGAUGCUAGUCCAUUGAAAGGUUACCCCCCAGCAUUUGAUCAGGCUUUCCUGAAAAUUUGCCAGUACCCAUUUAUAUUCCUGGGUCAAGAGAGGCAUUGUAAAAGUAACCUGUUUUGCCCAAGAACUUAACACAAUGACCUGGCCAGGUUUUGAACCCAGACAUCUUGACCCAGAGUCCACCACACUUGCAUGUGCGAUUAGACCACAGUGUCUCCACUUUUAACCCUUUGACCCAUAAGAGUGAUCAGCAUCCAAUUUCUCCUUACAAUAUCACCCCCGAAUCACACAUUAAGGUCAUGAGAGUAAAGAAGGUGAUUACUAACCAAAGACUCUCUUGAUUGUUAAACUCAUUCUCCAUGUCAGCACCUUCGUAAUUGUACAGAGAACAGUAUGGAGAAUGUGCAUACUGAUGUAAGGGUGUAAAGGGUAAAACAUUAGUGUAUGCUUAUGUGAAUGUUAUUCUUUAGCAUGCUAUCAGUACCUCAAAAUAUUAUUUCACUUACAUUUCUACUAAAUGGUAUUUCAAUUUUUAAGUCUUCAAAAUAUAAAAACUAUAAACACAUCAUUUGAACAUUAAUAUUUAUGUAUAAUUACUUCAUGAAAAUUAUUAGGUAUUAUUAAAUAUGACUAUUAAUCCUUUGCACUUUUAUCGUCUUUUUCAGAAGUGGAGGCCAUUUUGUAACAUGUAUGAAGGAAAGAUUGAUGAUUUCAAUUUUGCAACAUUGUUGAGGUAAAAUAUUUUUCAGCUACAGUUUUUUCAGUAGAAAUGUGGGCACAAAUUUCAUUAUAUUUCUAUUUUUCUCCUUAGAAUUGACUGUGCUAAAGGUUAUGAAGAAGAAAACACUAUCUUAGGUAAGACAACACUCAACCAGUAGGAGGAUAGUGAAGGAAAUGGAAAUAUUUGCUACGAACCUGCUAAACCCUUUAAGUCCCAAGAUCAAAUAAGUUAUUCUCCCAACUGACUGCCUUACAUUUCCUGGUAAAUUAGACAGGAGAAUUCAAUUUAUCUAGUAGAUAACACCAUGUAGCUGAUAAGCUUGUCUGUUCUCAUAAUUUGGUUGCAAGAUAACAUAUUGGAAUUGCAAUGAGUAGCUACAAGUUAAUCACUUUUGGGAGUUACAUUCAUUUUGUGGUAUUUUUAAGUUGUCUUUUCCUAGAUUUUAAACUUCAUAGCUUUUUGUAUGGCAGAAAAUGUAAAAAAGUUAAAAAAACCUUUAAGAUAUUUACACUUAGUUCAGCACUUUCUGGAGGUACUUUUUUAUCAUGGUGGUCAUGAAUCAAAAGUGAUGAAGUUUUCAUUUAACUCGCUUGAAGGUGAUGUUCAAUUACUAAAAGCACUCACAAUUUCAUUGCACAUACUGUGGAAUAAAGAAAAAUUAUCAAAAUAUUACAAAAUUCUGUUCAAAAAAAUGGAUGGAAAAUUGAAGGUUAGGGUCAGGAUAUCAUUCGUAGGUUUUUAAUUUAUAAUUUUUUUUUAAUUUGCAUUAUCUGUUUUCUCAGCACUGUAAUGUUUUCCACAUUUUGAAGCCCAACAGUUAUUUUAUUCACUUUCCCGCUCAUAGUUACAAGGAUCCAGUUCUACGCAAUUGAGAUUGCACGAAACAGACGGGGUCUGAACAAGCCUCUAUUGGAGAAGUCUUCUGAUGCUCAACCCAGUGCACAGGAAAGCCAAGGAAGAUAACAUCACCGUGUAAAACAUAGUGUAUUGGUUCAGAGCAUGUUACUCUUGGUGUAAUGUAUAUGAUAUAGUAGGCUGGGGGUCACAUCAUUCAGUUUUUAUUUGCCAAAUUGGUUGCCAUGAAACAUUACAGCUGUGGUUACUCUAAGGUAGCGCAGUUGUUGUUGUACAUUGAUAAUCAUUUAAUGGAUAUGAGUAUUAGCGCUGGAAUCAAAAUUUUAACUAACAGACCCUCCUAAAAAAUAUUCCUGAAAAUUAAAACUACGUAACAUUGAACUUCAAGUUAGCUAAAUAAGAAUCCUAAGUAUGUGAUAAAUUUUCCUUCCAUUUUAUUGGCUAGGAGCCCGCCAGUAAGAACUUGUUAAUAACUGCUCACAGAUACUGGCCUGCCCAUGCGUGAAGCUGUAUGUUCUUCUCAUGCGUAGUUGUGUCCACGUUCCUCUGGUCGCUUCCUGAGAUUUCAGAGGGUGAUUUGCUCAAAAUUAUUAAGAAAAGACAAACUUGGGGAUAGAGUGAUUAAAAAAUUAUUGAAUUUAGUUAUUGCAAAUGUUGCGAUUGGUGUGUGUCUUGCGAUUAAUUUUGUCAUCCUUCGAUUUGGCGAAAUAUUCGUCUGCU